AUGUCCGCCGGUGCUACCACGAAAAUGCAAGCGAGUUGGACUGCAGCACCUACGUCCGCCCAAAUAUACCGUUUUACUAUAAAUGCCAAUGCAUCCUGUCCAUACUCUACCGACCUAUGCGCGUACAACGGCCACUCCGCUAUGCAGAUGGACACGGAACUCCUUGAUACCCUUGAGGACUUUGGCAUCAACGCACCCCCACAAAACCGAAUCAAGUAUCGGCGAGUUACUACGUGUGCCCCGGUAAAGCAUGGGUCCGGCCUGGGGGUGGAUCAGAAUGACUCAACAUGGGGACAAGUCGUGUACAUCCAGGGAGUAGAUGAAUCUGCCAGAUUGGCAAUAGCGUAG
Molecule: messenger RNA, 348 nt
Organism: Aspergillus saccharolyticus JOP 1030-1
Lineage: Eukaryota; Fungi; Ascomycota; Eurotiomycetes; Eurotiales; Aspergillaceae
Exons: 1
Coding region: 1-348 (115 amino acids)
Source: RefSeq, a predicted model, not a curated record